CGUUGGCAUCCAUUCGAUCCCCCCCCUGCUAUGUAUGGAGUGGAGGUGGUUGGGGGCCAAGCAAGCAAUUGGCAUGCACAGUUGAAGGGCGCCCACUCCAUGAGCGUGACCAUAAGCUCCUCCUCCUCUUCCUCUUGCUGCCUCUAGAUAGCAAAGCCCCUGCUCCCCGUCCAAAGAACGAGCUUGGUUACUUAAUUAAUGGUUGGCCGGGCGACAUGGACGAGCUAAUCCUCCUCUUCCUGCUCAAAAUGGAAGCCUUCCACAUACACCCCCGGAUUUCUUUCCUUCCUUCCUUCCUGUACUAGCUAGAUUGCUCCUGAAUCUCCUAGCACCAUACUUGAUCAAGCAGGGUGUAGGUUGUUGGUAGAUUGCUGGUGGUAGAUAGAUAGGUAUACGUUUUCUGGGCAGGUGCUGUGUUGUUGUCGUAGUCGUUUGGCGCGUGUGUGCACGUAAUUACGUUUGGUGGUGGAUGGGCCUGAUGGCCGGGAUGCUACCGGGCGUCGAGAGCGCGAGGAGGCGACGGCUCCGGCCGGCGGCCGGGUCGUCGGCGGAGGCGCCGUGCGGCGGGACGCGGCGGCCGUCGUCGUUAUGCUUCUACGCCGCCAGCAACGGGCAUGAACACCACGCUCACCUCGGCUCAGCAGGCUUUCCUAAGCAGAGGAACGAGGAGGCGUGGACGACGACGCUGGACAGCAACGCCCGGGAGGCCAAGGAGAGGCUGGAUCAGAAGCUCAGGAGCCAGAGGGAAUCUGUGGUCAAGAGGCGCCACAGCACGGGAAGCCUACGGCUCCCUGCCGCGAGCACCAGCAGCGACCACCGCCCGGCGAGGGAGCCGCCGGCGGCGGCGGCGGCUAGCGCGCUCCAGCGGGAGGUGUUCUCGAAGAAAGGAGACGGCCGGCGGUUCCUCUGGGCCCGGCGGCGGCAUCAGCAGCAGGAGGAGGAAGAGUGCGCGGUGUGCCUGGAGGAUUUCCGCGCGGGAGACCUUCUGGCGCGCCUCCCCUGCGCGCACCGCUUCCACUGGCCCUGCGCCGUGCGGUGGGUCCGCGCCGCCUCCCGCUGCCCCGUCUGCCGCGCCGCCGUCCGCCUCGCCGCCGACCCCUCUCCCAGCUGACCCGCCGGAGCUAGGCAGGCACUCAUGGCCGGCGGGCCCCCUGAGGCUGCGGCAGACACGCGCCCACAACACGCAUCAUGGAGUGGCAACGCCAGCGCCGGCCCGCGAACGCGCUGUGGAUGCCAUGUUGUGGCCGGCAAGUUGCGGUGCGCAGGAGCAGGACGUGGAACCGGGGCGUUGCUGCUGCUGAUGCCGCGUACGCCGCGCUGGUGGCCGCUGUCACUCGCGCAUGGAGCGUGUGAAUGAUGACAUGAUGUUUUAUGUGGUUGUGACUUGUGCGCUGAGAGACAUGUCCGGGAUCUGCGGUGGUGGAGUCGCAGUUGGAGUCAGAGUCGGAGUCGGAGUCCUCGUGCAUGGCGUCGACGGCGGCCUUGUACUCCCUCACGGCCGCCCUCUCCUGCUCCUCGACAGCGUGCAUACGCUCCGAGUUGAGGAGCGCGGUCUGGUACUCCCACUCCUCCCGCGCCUCCGCCGCCUCAACUUCCGCUUGGGAAGCCUGCCUCGCAGCGACCAUUUGCCGUCGGUCGGCUGCACGAGCACAUUGCUCGCAAGUGUCUAGGAGCUCUAACACUUGGAGGACGUGCUGGAGCUCGACGUCGUUCUCGUCAUCGUCGCUGCGGCGACGCCGGCGAGGCGAGGAAGACGGCGGCGCGCGCCCACGGCGCGAUGAGGACUGGAUGUCGUCCUCGUGCCGGGGCCGCUUUGGAGGCGGCGAGCAGCGCCGAAGUCUGGCCGAGCUCAUUGCAGCGUCGGCCGGCACGGAGGCGAGGAGGACGGCGGCGCGCGCCCACGACGACCGGCCAAGCGCUCGGCUGGGUGGACGCGGUCCUUGCCCUUGUCGUUGGCCAUUGGCGAAUGAUCGAGAGGCUCUAGAGAGAGCUAGGAUUAAUAGGAAAAGUGGGAGAGGAGGGAGCUAUAGGAGCAUGCUUGACUUGUGGAAGAGGGAGCUAUAUAUAUCACCCCGCACAGUUUACAAUUGUGAUUGCUUUGGGUUGACGCUCCGGGUUCUUCAGGAACAUAUCACCCCACAUAGUUUUCGCACUGUGAUCGCUUUGGGUUGAAGUUUUGUCUUGUCAUCAA
Molecule: messenger RNA, 2191 nt
Organism: Brachypodium distachyon (stiff brome)
Lineage: Eukaryota; Viridiplantae; Streptophyta; Magnoliopsida; Poales; Poaceae
Product: probable E3 ubiquitin-protein ligase RHY1A
Exons: 3
Coding region: 470-1111 (213 amino acids)
Biological process (GO): protein ubiquitination
Cellular component (GO): endoplasmic reticulum
Molecular function (GO): ubiquitin-protein transferase activity
Source: RefSeq, a predicted model, not a curated record